This is a messenger RNA of Dermacentor silvarum, 6369 nucleotides long. RefSeq names its product syntaxin-binding protein 5-like (gene Tomosyn). Gene Ontology annotation, biological process: regulation of protein secretion; regulation of exocytosis. Gene Ontology annotation, molecular function: GTPase activator activity; syntaxin binding; myosin II binding. NCBI's taxonomy places the organism in Eukaryota, Metazoa, Arthropoda, Arachnida, Ixodida, Ixodidae. Bases 150 to 3617 code for a protein of 1155 amino acids. Gene Ontology annotation, cellular component: cytoplasm; SNARE complex; plasma membrane. The record is from RefSeq and is a predicted model, not a curated record. The transcript is spliced from 29 exons.
AAAUUUUUUUUUCAGUUCACGCUUCGCGAGACGGGCUGUGUCCACGUAGUUUUUGUUUUUAUCCUUUUACUCGGGCAUUGCUUUCCGAUGCACUGAGUGCAGCGUACUCAUGUUUCCAGUAGGAUAACGAGUCUGCAUCUUCAUCGGGGAUGCCUAGAUCCGAUACGAAAAAGUCUGGAUUUUUCAAGGGUGUUCUCGAUGGGCUACGGUCCUCGGUAACCCAACCAGUGAAACCAGAAGCCGACGUCGAAGAGACGCUCCGACCGGAACAUUUUAAGGUUUCCAGAACUGUACGCCAUGGAUUUCCUUUCCAACCAACAGCAUUGGCAUUUGAUCCUGUGCAACGGAUACUUGCCAUUGGAACAAAAAACGGCUCUUUGAGGUUGUUUGGCAGACCUGGUGUGGAUUGUACCAUUCAACAUGUGUUGGAGUAUGCUGUGAUACAGAUUUUAUUUUUGGUGAAUGAGGGUGCUCUGAUUAGCGUGUGUGCAGAUGAUACUCUCCACCUCUGGAAUCUACGCCAGAAGAAGCCUGAGGUGGUGCACACGCUCAAGUUUCAAAAAGAACGGAUCACCCAUUGUCACCUGCCGUUCAGGAGCAAAUGGCUGUACAUUGGGACCGAGCGUGGGAAUUUGCACGUAGUAAACAUAGAAUCGUUUACCCUUUCUGGCUAUGUCAUCAACUGGAACAAGGCUAUAGAACUAUCUCGUAAGACACAUCCUGGCGCAGUUGUUCACGUCAGCGACAACCCUGUGGACUCUAAUAAGUUGCUGAUUGGCUUUGAGACGGGAGCACUCGUUCUCUGGGACUUGCGCAACCGUUCUGCCGAUGCAAGGUUUCAGCACUCUGAGCAGGCUCUCCAUUCUGUGGCAUGGCAUCACGAAGGCAAGCAGUUUAUGUGCAGCCACUCCGAUGGCAGCCUCACAACGUGGAACAUACGAGUCCCUGCCAAACCAAUGAACAUCAUCUUCCCGCAUGUGCGGAAUUCAAAAGAAGGCAAGCCUGAUCCAUGCAAGCCCAUUUACAAGGUGGAAUGGAAAACAAUGAGGGGGGCGGACUCUUUUGUUAUCUUUUCGGGAGGCCUUCCCUUCGACAAGAGUGGCCAGACACCAGCCUUGACCGUUAUUCAUGGAAAAACCACAACAGUUUUGGAAAUGGAGCACAACAUAGUUGAUUUUGUUACCCUCUGUGAAACCCCAUUCCAAAGUGAUUUCCAUGAACCCUACGCUGUUGUUGUUCUUCUACAGAAUGAUCUAGUGGUGGUUGAUCUCACAAGCCAAGGCUACCCGUGUUUCCAGAACCCUUACUCAAUGGACCUGCAUGAAUCUCCUGUCACCUUUUGUACCUACUUGGCUGACUGUCCGACAGACCUCAUCCCUGCUUUUUACUCAGUGGGCAGCAAGGCCAACAAGAGGGGAGGGUUCUCGGAAAAGGAGUGGCCAAUCAGCGGGGGUGAGUGGGGCACAUCAACAGUCAGCUAUCCUGAAGUAAUCAUCACUGGGCAUGCUGAUGGCUCCCUAAAGGUGUGGGAUGCAUCUUCAGUGACGCUUCAGGUGUUGUACCGGCUGAAGACCUCCAAGGUGUUUGAGAAGCCCAAAAGCCGUGGCAGUCAGGAGGUGCAGGAUGAAGACCCCUUUGCCGUGGAGAAGGUGGCCUUCUGUGCAGACAGUCGUCUGCUGGCUGUGGCUGGCUCCAGCUUCUACGUCAUUGUGUUUGUGUUCAGGAAGCAGGAAGCCUCUGUAGAAGUGGAUGUUCUCGAGACACCGAUUCUCUACGAGGUUGAUGACGACGGUGACUGUUCCCCUGAGUGCGAGUAUCAACGUCAAUCUUCGCAGCAGGGUUCCUGCCCCAGUGCCUUGGAAGAGGGUUGUAGAAAGGCUGCUUCGGAGCACUACACCUCGUUGAACGUCAAGUCGGGCCCACAGAAGUGGGGCACAGGCUUCCAGCCAUCCUUGGUGUGCAUGCUACCAUGGGUGCGGGGGGAGACGCCUGGACACAUCACUUCUCUCAGCGUCAACUCUACGUACAAUCUACUAGCCUAUGGCAAUGAGUGUGGCCUGGUUAUUGUGGACCUUUGUACGAAGACCUGUGUAUUAAACCUUGGUACCCCCGAUUUGUAUGGUUCGUCUGACCCCUACCAAAGAAUUGCCCGAUCACCCAAACGGAAUGCAAUACUGCCUUCUUGUGACAACAACUCUGGUGAACAAGAGCAAUGUCGUUCUCCUACUGCCGACCAGAUUAACGGUCUUUGCAAUAGUGGCACGGUUGCAGCCCAGCCAACUCACUCUAAGCGGCAAGCAGACUCCCGCCGCAAUAAGUCACGCAAACUUCAGAAACUUCCCAACUUGGUUUCCACUGAGGAACCACCAUGUUUCAACACUUUACCAGGAAAUCCUCAAACACCUAGAAAUGAGCGGCAAGGUCUGAAGUCUCCCAGUGUCGCUUAUCAGCGAGAUGACAAGCUGGACAGCUCUUUCUCACGGUCGCGAAGCUCAAGCAUGUCAAGUUUAGAAAAUAUUAGUUCUGAAGCAAUCCUUUGUCUUAGCUUUGCCGAAGCCUUCUGUCGAAAAAGUGACACAUCAACAUGCCCUAGUCUUUGGGUUGGCACUCACCUUGGAUCUGUGCUCGCCGUUUCCCUUAGUGUGCCCACGGAAUCAAGGCACACGCAACCUGUCAUUGCCUCUCCAAGUGGGAGCAUAUUCCGGUUGAAAGGCCCGAUCCUGUCCAUCUCCUUUCUGGACAGCAGUGGUGUGCUGAUGCUUCCACUAAGUGAACAGUGGAAGGACAGACCAGACUCGCGGGAGCGGGACGAGCGGCGGUUGCGCAGUAUGCCUUCAAAAGGCGCCCGCAUCUCACCUACAACAUCCCAGUCGCUGGAGCCCCGGGACACCCAGUUUGUGGUAAUGGCCUCGGAGAAGCAGGCGCGCAUUGUUGCCCUGCCCUCCCAGACGUGCCUGUACAAGGCGACCCUCACAGAGACCUCCUUCGUUGUAUGUGCUGAGGUGCUCUCCAUCAAGAGCAUCGAUACUGCAUGUUUGGUGUGUUACAUUGCAAACGGCAACAUUGUUGUGUACAGCCUUCCUAGCCUUAAGCCACUUUACGAGACAGACUUCCUGCCACUUGUUGACAUGAGAAUUGCAAGGACCUUUUGCUUUAGCAAGAAUGGGCACGGAAUGUUCUUACGCUCCCCAUCAGAGUUACAGAAGUUCACCAUUUCUUCUGAUUUCUGUGCCAACCUGCAGGAAAUGCUUGGUACCAUAUUCUUAAACAAAGACAUGCCAGAAGCGCCGAAGCAAAGCUUUUUCAAAGGUCUUUUUGGAGGUGGACCAAGUGUACUGGACCGAGAGGAACUCUUUGGCGAGGCCAGUGGCAAGCCAUCAAAGACUGUUGCUCGCCACAUUCCUGGAAGUACUGGCAACAUGGAAGCUAUGAAGGCACAGGCAGGCACACUGGCUGGAGAAGUGAUGAAGGCUAGGCAGGGGCUGGUGGAACGUGGUGAGGCCCUCUCACAGCUUGAAGAGCGCACCGCUCGCAUGAUGACUGAGGCUGAGAGUUAUGCCAACACUACGCACCAGCUCAUGAACAAGUACAAGGAUAAAAAGUGGUACCAGUUUUAAAGGGGGGAAAAGGAGGAGGAGGUCUGCGAACCCCCUCCCUCUCACUCGCUCUCUCGGUGUGUGCCUCCACUCUGUGAUUUCACAACAGGGUGACAAACGCCAGCUUGAUUCGCUGACGCUUUCGACGCAUCUCUCAGAACGGGGAGAAUGCAUCACCCAAUGAUUCGGACGGUGAUAGCAGGAGCAGUCUGUGCACAGCCAAAUCAAUCUUGUCCUGUGCUCUCUUGAGGGGGCUUUGCUGGCUUGGACCCGCUUGCUGUUUUUACUGAAGUGGCUCAAAACAGUACUGAAUCGUAUAACAGCAGCAGGACAGAUAUAGUGCUAUAGAAAGGGAGUUACCUUCACUGCAUGCACUCUUUAUAUAUUGCAUACUCUCAAGUAUUGCCUCUGUCAUUGCCAACUGUUAAGAGUAAAAAAAGUAUUGGCUGGCUUGGCAGAGUGUGAGAAGCUGUAGUCAGGCUUUCUAAGCAAACUUUGUGAGUAGUGGAGGGAAUGCGCUAGAGGCUAAAGAGAAAUGAGCUGAAAUUCUGUGUGUAUGAUGCCAAUAGCAAUAGGCAGUCUUCGCCUGCUUUUUUACCGUCUGGAUGCAACUCACACUGACACGUGGUUGGCUGGGAAACUUUUCUGUGCAUGUGGGACACAAGUGCAUGACUUGAAGAUCUGCUCUCUUCAGAUUUCUCAGUCACUGAGCAAAUACCUCACAAAUAAGGCACUGUUUUUCAUUCCCUUUAGCAUCAGAUGUGAGUGCUCCCUUAUCUGCUGCUUCGUUACGAAAGGAAAGUUGGGAAAUGUAAAGUUGGGGAAAGAAAGCAGCGGGACAAAGUUUUCAGAAGCGCAUGUAGUUACUAAACAGCAAAUCAAAAAGUGUAUAUGCACUGUUUCUAUAGCGAGCGAGAUCAAAACUAUGCUUGUCACGAUUGUGUUGGCAACAUUUUCUAGCCUUGACGACUGCAAGUGGUCUUACACAGCCUACACAACAAACGCUUAUUGCUUUUCCUUCCUGGUGACUUGUGCAUGACUCUGCAAAAAGGCAUCGAGUCUCGUAUAGCUGUGGAAAAAGCAUUAGCUUUGGAAGCAAGAAGUGUAUGUCCAAGCAGGGCAUCACGGCAGCAGCUACCUUGAUAGCGAUCACCUUCUGUCGCAGCUGAGCUGUCAUGUAGAAACUGUUUUUUUAUGAAUGGCUCGACUAUAACUGGCUCUCGGUGGACGCUACAACGAAAGAAAAAAAAAAUGUCUUCGUAGCCCAUAUUGCUGAAACAUAUAAUAUCCCUCACUAUAAACUGCAAUCCGUUAUCAGACACUUCCCUUUAUAGUUUUUUAUGUAUUCAGUGUCUGGACUACCAUCCUGCACGGGAGUCCUUCAUCAGCUCAUUGACACUAAGCAACUGCUACGGCACAUUGCACACUUCUCAUCGGCUGAAGUAGGCAUAAGGAACACCUAUGCUGUUGCACGGUCUGUGCCAUCAUUGAUAAAGCUUGUUUAAGAGUAUACUUUGGAGAGUGGGAGUGUUGCAUGUGUCGUGCCUUUUCCAAGUGUUUCUUUCCACACCUUACAGUUGGCGUCUAGCACUGUUUUCUUGUGGGAGAUGCGUCGAAAGUUGGCGACUUCUGCGGUUUGCUACCCUGUAACGUACAUUCCUCAGUAGGAAGGUCGUAACUUGAUUCCACUGCUGUGUGUCCCGUUCCUUUACCUCUUUCUUGAAAAAAUUAAUUGCAAAGCAUUUGUUCAGGUCUUAUUUCUGCUUUUUUUAUUCUUCUAUCUUACCUAAGGGUUUUUUUCACGUGCCCAGAGCAAACGAAAAAAAAAAAAAGAAAAGCCGUAACGCGCACCACCAACCACCACACAGUCCCGCCAUGCAGCAGAAUCACCAGCACCACCACACCACCAACUGGAUGUGUACGAUGUGUAUAUAUGUAGCAUCAGAAAUGUUGACUGUUUAAGUGGUUCCACACACUUUUUCUGUAGUGUUUUGCUGUUUCCUGUAUUGUAUUUCUUGGGGAUCAGUGUUACGAUGAUGAAGUCAGUGAAGGCAAGGUGCAGGGGUCUAAAACACGACAUGCCUUUUCUUCUCCUUUCUUUGUUUUCUUUUCCAACUUGAUUUGAUCGCUUGUGUUAUUACUAAAAGUCUCCUGAGGUAUUUUUCUAGAAGAGGCUUUGAAACCCAUAUAUGCAAUUUGCCAAGACACGUAGAGGCGCUCUUCACAGUUUUUCUUUUUCUGUUCUCAUCUCCCGGUAGACUACAAAUGCUGCAGCUAUCUCUCUUUUGUUCUUUAGACCCUUGUCUUCACUGCGCAGAUUAUGAGCAAACAGUUCUUCCAUGGAAAGGUGUGAACUCUUUUCAACCAUUCUGCUCUUGAGUAGGCGUUUAGGGAUUUUUGGAAGGUAUAGGCACUCUCUCCAAGAAACGAUAGUGUGCAAUUUUCUGCUCUCGUGAGAGGGAUGCAACUUAAGGUGAAUAAUAUUGAAAAAAUGUGCAUCGAUGAUUCAAUCGUAUUAAGCGGUGGCAGUUUGUUUUCUGCACUUGUUUUUGUAGCGAGAUUAUGAAAAACUGUUUCUGUGAUCAGCGGCAUCAAGUACAAUUGUAAAUAAAGGAUAUGUACGAGUUGGCGCAAUGCCAUGCUUUGUCUGUUGCCGUUGUGUGUUAAGUAUGAGGUUGAUUCAAUUUUUUCUUGUUUUGUUUUACUACACACUUGAGUUUUCUUGUACCCGGUUGUCAUCCACUGGACAAUUAAAUGAAUAGAAAUGUUGCAA